CCCGCCGACAGAGGGCGCUGUGGCGACCGAAGCUGGCCGAUAAUCAGCAGCUUUACCUCACUGCCCUUCCAGCAGCAUCUCACCUUCAACCGGCCAGACGCACAUCCACCACCGCACCCCAAAAGGAAAAGAAAGAAAACCGCAUGAGAGGAGAGACUACGACAAAUAAAUCAACAAAGAGGAACUGAGCAUCAUCGGAGUCGGUUGUUUUAAUGAUGUAGGGGAUCGUUUUGCGUUUUGACAUCUAAUUUAGCCCGCCUCACUGCGACAAGAAAACAUCACCCAGCUGCGCAUAAAUAAAUUGCAGCCUUUUUCACCUUGUCAGGAUAAAGCAUCCGUCCAACCUCUCCACCAUCCUCUCCACAAAGAAGGACGAAGUCACUGCGCACCACUCGUCGUUUAUUUUGACGGUCAGAUCAGGCCCCGAUCAGCGACCGGUCGCCUCCGUCCUCAGCAGCAUCUUUCCUCUCGGCAGAAAGCAGCAUCCUUCCUCCUCCUUGAAUCUGCGCAAUGGCCGAUGUCCCAGCGGAGUGCAACAUAAAAGUGCUGUGUCGCUUUCGCCCUCUGAACCAGUCUGAGAUCGUCCGCGGGGACCAGUUUCUCCCCAAAUUCCAAGGAGAUGACUCUGUCGUCGUCGGGGGGAGGUCCUACUCAUUUGAUCGAGUGUUUCCAACCAACACCACCCAGGAGCAGGUGUACAACACCUGCGCCAAGCAGAUUGUUAAAGAUGUUCUGUCUGGAUACAAUGGCACUAUCUUCGCAUAUGGACAAACCUCCUCCGGGAAGACUCACACCAUGGAGGGCAAGUUGCAUGAUCCUCACCAGAUGGGUAUCAUUCCUCGCAUCGCUGAGGACAUUUUCAACCACAUCUUUGCCAUGGAUGAAAACCUUGAAUUCCACAUCAAGGUUUCAUACUUUGAAAUCUACAUGGACAAAAUCCGUGACCUUCUGGAUGUGACAAAGACCAACUUGUCUGUCCACGAAGAUAAGAAUAGGGUGCCAUUUGUCAAGGGAUGCACUGAGCGUUUUGUCUCCAGCCCAGAUGAGGUUAUGGAUGUGAUCGAUGAGGGCAAAUCUAACCGCCAUGUUGCUGUGACCAACAUGAACGAGCACAGUUCUCGCAGCCACAGCAUCUUCCUGAUCAACAUCAAGCAGGAGCAUGUGGAGACUGAGCAGAAACUGUGUGGAAAACUCUAUCUGGUGGAUCUGGCUGGCAGCGAAAAAGUCAGUAAGACUGGAGCUGCAGGAGCUGUCCUAGAUGAGGCAAAAAACAUCAACAAGUCUCUUUCUGCUCUGGGAAAUGUCAUCUCUGCACUGGCUGAGGGCACGAAAACUCAUGUGCCGUACCGUGACAGCAAAAUGACCCGCAUCCUGCAGGACUCCCUCGGUGGAAACUGUCGCACCACCAUGUUUAUCUGCUGCUCUCCCUCCAGCUACAACGAUGCCGAGACCAAGUCGACUCUGAUGUUUGGACAACGUGCUAAGACCAUCAGGAACUCUGCAUCCAUCAACCUGGAGCUGACGGCAGAGCAGUGGAAGAGGAAGUUUGAGAAGGAGAAGGAGAAGAACAAGACUCUGAAGGAGACCAUCCAGAAGCUGGAGACUGAGCUCAACCGCUGGAGAAAUGGAGAGAACGUGCCUGAGACCGAGCGCACCACGUCUGAAGUGGUGACCCGUAUCGAGUCCGUGGAGGAGCGCCCCAUUUUGGACAAUGACACCUCCUCCAUUGUGGUCCGCAUUUCCGAGGAGGAGCGGCAGAAGUACGAGGAGGAGAUCCGCAAGCUGUACAAGCAGCUGGAUGACAAGGAUGAUGAGAUCAACCUGCAGUGCCAGUUGGUGGAGAAACUGAAGCAGCAGAUGCUGGACCAGGAUGAGCUCCUGGCCUCAUCCAAGGGCGAUGGGGACAAGGUCCAGGCUGAACUCGGCAGGCUGCAGGUGGAGAGCGACUGCGCCAAGGCUGAGGUGAAGGAGGUGCUGCAGGCUCUGGAGGAGCUGGCCAUUAACUAUGACCAGAAAAGCCAGGAGGUGGAGGAGAAAGGCCUGCAGAACCAGCUGCUGGCUGACCAGCUGUCCCAGAAAAUGGCCAGCCUGAUGGAGCUGGAGGCAGAGCUGUCUCGCAUGCAGGAAGUGAGUGGUCAGCAGAGGAAACGCAUCGCUGACGUUCUCAAUGGUCUGAUGAGGGACCUCAGCGAGUUUAGCACCAUUGUGGGCAACGGAGAGAUCAAGCUGCCAGUGGAGAUUAGUGGUGCGAUCGAGGAGGAGUUCACGGUGGCUCGACUCUACAUCAGCAAGAUCAAGUCUGAGGUGAAGAGCAUGGUGAAGCGCUGCCGCCAGCUGGAGAACAUGCAGCUGGAGUGCCACCGCAAGAUGGAGGAGACCGGAAGGGAGCUCUCCUCCUGCCAGCUCCUCAUCUCUCAGCAUGAAGCUAAGAUCCGCUCUCUGACGGAGUACAUGCAGAGCGUGGAGCAGAAGAAGAGGCUGCUGGAGGAGAGCCACGACUCGCUCAGCGAAGAGCUGGCCAAGCUGCAAGACCAGGAUAACUCUCUGCUCGAGGAGAAGGAGGGAGAGAAGGGUGAGACUGAGGAUGGAAAUGUCAAGAAGACCAAUCGUCAGCAGGGGGAGUCUCACCGUGGCCUCCAUCACAAGCAGCUGGCCCGUCUGCGGGAUGAGAUCAAUGAGAAGCAGAGGAUCAUUGAUGAGCUCACUGAUCGUAACUCCAAGCUGGAGCUUGAGCUGGCUCAGGUUCGCGCUGACUUUGAACGCCUGAAGAGUCAGGACAGCACCAAGAGCGAGCGCCUGGAGGAGCUCUCAUUCCUGCAUGAGCGCCAUGAGCAGACUAAACAGGACUUGAAGGGUCUGGAGGAGACUGUCGCCCGCGAACUCCAGACCCUCCACAACCUGCGCAAGCUGUUCGUUCAAGACCUCACGUCGCGGGUUAAAAAAAGUUCCGAAAUGGAACCUGAUGAUAGCGGGGGGUCUUGCACCCAGAAGCAGAAGAUUUCCUUUCUUGAGAAUAACCUGGACCAACUUACAAAGGUUCACAAACAGCUGGUUCGUGACAAUGCAGAUCUGCGUUGUGAGCUUCCAAAGUUGGAGAAACGUCUUCGGUCUACUGCUGAGAGAGUUAAGGCCCUGGAGACUGCACUGAGGGAUGCCAAGCAGGGCGCUAUGAUGGACCGCCGCCGCUACCAGCAGGAAGUCGACCGUAUCAAGGAUGCCAUGAGGUCAAAGAACGUCCUGAGGCGCCCACAUGCAGCACAGAUUGCCAAGCCAGUGAGACCAAAGCAGAUGACUGUCUGCUCUCCCACCAACCCUUUCUACACUUACAUCCGUGCCACUGAACAGGCCAACACCUACAGCAAUGCCCUCUUCCAGAACAACGUGACACAGCCGAGCUCCGCCAGCGUCAACUGCAACCCCAACUCUGUCCAGAGCAACACAGUUUCCACAGCGCUGGGCUACAGAGCAGACAGAUAUAAUGGAGACAUAUUGGAGUCCUACCCACUCAACAUUGACAACGGUAACAGCAUCAGUGAAACGAGAGACAUCAAUGAUAACAGGAGUGAUGUUCACUGUGGCAGCGAGGUGGAUGAUUCAAACAGGCACUACAUCAUUCAGCAGGAGACCGCUGCAAGUUAAUGCCAUGAAGAUGACCAAACACUGUACCCAUCCAAGGACUCUCCUCUCCCAUCUGCAUGCAGCCUGUCUCCCCAUCCCUCCACUGCAUCACCAAUGAAGAUGAUGAUGAAGAUCUGUAGCCCCUGUAGUCCUCUAACUAGAUGAAGCCCCUCCUGCUCCUGUGGUGACCACUCUCACCCUCAGGUUUGCGGUCCAGUGUCUCUUCCAGUUCAGUCAGUGCAGGAAGUAAAUUAAAUCAGAAUUACUUGUUUUGUUUUGUUUUGUUUUUAAAUACUUAUCAACUCAUCGAUCCCUCAGCCAAUCAAUUUGUUGCUAAUUACUUCCUGAGGUGGAUGAACUGAAACUGGACUCCAUCCCUGAUUACUUAGUACACACAUGUUGUAAAUAAUAGUGCUGUAUACUCCAGUAGAGGUUUUUGACCAGCAACUGUUUGUGUGAAUGCACAGCCUCCACCGUCCCCCGCACACAUCUUCUUAAGGGCAUCAUAUGGAUGACAUACUGUAGGCAGACAUGACCUUUUUCUCCGUCGUAAAUAAGAGUGUAGUGUGCAACGCCAGCUUGUAACAGAAGACCCACACUCUGCAUGCAUGUUGCUUAGCGGGUUAGCUUUCAAAUCUUUGCAUGCGUCCUGAUUCCAUUCAGGAGCUGGUAUGCUGCGAGUGAAGAGUCUGAUCGACUUCAACAGAUGUCACACACACACACACACACACACACACACACACACACACAGAACUGGUUUCCCUUAAUCCUGAUCCUGGUCUCAGUGAUUUUAGAAAAUAGAGGAUGGAACAUGCGUCAGGGAAACGCAGCCCAGACUUGAGAUCUGUAUUAAGGAAACAUUUUGUAAUUGCUUUGAUACUGUGAUGUUGCAGCUGUCUGAUGCCAUUGUACAUUUCAGGUAAUGCUGUCCACAUUCAUUUAUUGUGGCUCCCUCCCUGCAUUGCACCCACACCGUGUGAGUCUUUAUACCGAGCCUUAACAAGAGCUGAUUUCUCAUGAUCAAACUAACACGCCAUAACGUGCAUACAUUUGUAAUUACUACCUCUAGAGCAACUCAUUAUACCCUUAUUACAGUAUAUUAAGAUAUCAUCCUUUUAAACGCUGAAUAAGAGCUGCUCUUAGAGGUUCUAGAUAAAGUUGCAACUAGAGUAGAGUAGAUUUAAAAUGCUCUCAUCAGAGCGGUAGUUGCGUUCUCCUGAAGUUCAUUCAUACACACAUUCCUUCUCCAUCAUAUAGCAGGAUCAGAGCUGGGCUGAAAAAAGGACUUUGGGUUCACCACAUCAGGGAAGGUCAGAUAAAUUCAUUAUCAGAAGAGAAAUAUAGUACAUUGACUUUUUGUGCUUGGUGUGUUUUGCUAUUUGGUACUCAAGAGGCUGAACUUAUGCCUGCAUCUUUCUCCUAAUGUACAGUUACACUUGGCAUACUUCACCUGUGUUUUGUCUAAAUUUUGAUUUAAAAAUAGAAGUGAAGGGACAUCUCAAAUCCCCUUUAAGAUGAUAUUGAAGUUAUUCAGUGAUUCAGUGCUUUUUAAUCAGAACCACCAAACGUCCAGUGGUUAGGGUUAGAGUCCCCAGCUGAGCAGCCACCAGUCUGGGAUGACAGAAGCUUGUUGUUUGUAGCUUGAUGCUGGGUCAUGCUGUUAUUCUUCUGUAUGAAAUCCUGACCAGCCAAUCAGGAUAGAAGUAAGCAGCACGUCUUAGGCAUGUCACAAAGAGAUGGAUGUGUUUGGACUGAGCUGAGUCACUGAAUUAAAAGACAGAUUAGAUCAGAAGUGAGUCAUUCUUAAAGGAAACCUGCACAAGUGUGCAUUUAAAUUUUUAUUUCCAUUUGUAGCUUUUACAUUUUUUACACUUUGAUCAGACAUGUUUGAUCACAAGUUGACUUUUAUAUUGAAAAAUAUUUCUCUGUGUUAAAUUUAGUGUAUUAUAUUACAUGACUGGACUUAUUCUCUGUGUAAUUUUGCCCAAUACGACCUUGGUAUGUAAAGUGAAUGACCCUCCCCAGUCGUCUGAUCCAUAACAGCCUCAUUCAUGACAUCACCGCUCUGUCUCAUGCUCUUACCGGCAUUAACAACAUCUCAGGGCUUCACAUUCACGAUCACAGCUACCGUCUUCCUCAUAGACUUAAAACCAUGUGACUGCUGAUGAACAAUCAGGUCAGUGUGUGUUCUUUAAGGCUUAGCACAUGUAUGGGAUGGUAAAUCUAAUAUUAAACAAAUAACAUAAUUUUAUACAUCGUAUAUGACAUCUCCAUUCUUGCACAUAACAUCUAAAAUUAAAAAAAUCCCUCAACUGCACCUGGUCAGACCCUACUGCACGUGUCCAAGCAGACCCUCUAUUUGACAUCAUGUUUUAAGUAUAAUCAAUAAAUUUGAAGAAGGGGUGGGGUGUGUACUAUAUUGUCACCUGCUGUUCCACUGUCUAAUUUCAGCAUAUCUAAAAUACAUGUGCUAUAUAUUGUUAAUCUUGUAAGUAAAAUAGCGUGCCAUGACAUAUAGUAAAAUCCAAAAGAAAGGUACACGCUAACUUUGUUCAGAGAAAUGUUUGUUUUAUUUAUUUCUGUAUGCCUAUACUGUAGCGUCAACAUGAUUAUGUGAAGCAUCACCGUGCAAAAUUUCUGUAUAUAUAGACUCAUCACUAUGCUGUAUUGUAUGUGAUCCAUUGUGUUGUAGUAAAAAGUUCAAUAAACUUGUAGAAAGGA
Larimichthys crocea (large yellow croaker) is the source of this 6339-nucleotide messenger RNA. It is a transcript of the gene kif5aa, whose product is annotated as kinesin family member 5A, a. The coding region runs from base 511 to 3639 and encodes 1042 amino acids. NCBI's taxonomy places the organism in Eukaryota, Metazoa, Chordata, Actinopteri, Sciaenidae. Gene Ontology annotation, molecular function: microtubule motor activity; ATP binding; microtubule binding. The transcript is spliced from 29 exons. Gene Ontology annotation, biological process: microtubule-based movement. The record is from RefSeq and is a predicted model, not a curated record.